Procambarus clarkii (red swamp crayfish) is the source of this 3632-nucleotide messenger RNA. Its product is annotated as seminal metalloprotease 1. Lineage: Eukaryota; Metazoa; Arthropoda; Malacostraca; Decapoda; Cambaridae. Gene Ontology annotation, molecular function: zinc ion binding; metalloendopeptidase activity. The record is from RefSeq and is a predicted model, not a curated record. Gene Ontology annotation, biological process: proteolysis.
GCGUGUGUGUGUUGAGUGGACUGCCACCUGCCUCAUUGUCACACUCUGCGUCCCGCACGCACGCACUCACACACAUACACGAUUCUCACACACACACACACACACACACACACACACACACACACACACACACACACACACACACACACACACACACACACACACACACACACACACACACACACGCACGCACACACACACACACACACACACACAUAGUUGUUACAUAACCACGUGGCUAACUGUUAAGACCUUAAACUGAGAGUGCAAAAUAUCUAAAACUAAGGGCCAUGUGUCGUAGUGUGGGCGUCGUGUUGAUGGUGGUGUGUGGCCUGGCUCGCGCCCUCCCACAAAUGCCUCCAGCUCAGACCACCGGGCAAAACUACGUGGCCAGGAGCGACCAUAUCCUCCACCACGACCACACAACCAGACUCGCCCAAAACAACAGAGAAGACAACUUCACCACUAACGCCUACAAAGCUGGCAAAAGCCACGCCUCCAGAAACGCCUACAGUGCCUCAGAUAAACACAGUAUCAGAGAAAGUCACACUUACAGAGGUGCCCAUUCGACAAGAGGAGCUCACGUUACAAGAAGCGCCCACACUAGGAGAGGCACAGACGCCACCAGAGUUAGGUCUACAAGCACCCUAAAAGUGGCCAAAAUACGACGAACGGAGCCAAUUUUGAGGCUUGAUGAGGUGGACCGUAAUAAAUUUCCCAACAUUUCUGACUAUGUGUUGCAAAACGUACAGGACUACCCGCCGGAGGCUCAGAAACUGCUGCAGGAGGACCACCAAGAUCCCGAGGUGACCGGAGGCUUCUUCCAAGGAGACAUGGCGGGACUGACCUUCGAGUUCCUGGGGUCGACGCGGGUGGGACUGAAUUGGAACGUGUUCCCGGAGCGCCGCUGGACCAACGCUACUGUGCCUUAUGUCAUCAGUGACCACUACCUGCCGAGGGAGCAGGAUAUGAUCGAGCGAGCGGUGGCAACCAUCAACUUUAUGACCUGCGUCAAGUUUGUCCCGUGGGACGGAGAGGCCCGCGACUACGUGCUCUUCUGGCCAGCCAAAAAGCCUGCGGGCUGCUGGUCGUUCGUCGGGAAACGCGGGGGUCAGCAGGUGGUGUCCCUCCAGGCUCCAGAUUCUCACUCCAAGCGCUGCUUCAUCUCCCUGGGGAAGCCCAUCCAUGAGAUGCUGCACGCCCUGGGCGUCUUCCACGAACAAUCGCGCGCUGACAGAGACGAACAUGUCACCAUACUCAAACACAAUAUCAUUCCCAAGUACUUCAACAACUUCGGCAAGCAGAGCGCCGACAACACCACCUUCCCUUACCACUAUGACUACAACUCCGUCAUGCAUUACGGCGACAACUUCUUCAGUUAUUCCCGGUACCAACCGACCAUCGUGGCCAAGGUCGAGGGCGUCACACUGGGCCAGAGGAUCAUGCUGAGCAAGCUCGACUGUCUCAAGCUCAACCACCUCUACGGCUGCCUAGACCAACCUCACCUUAGACAAAAAUACACCAGUUUUUGCAAAUAUUUGGGUUUAUGAUGAAACUGUUCCCCUCAAAUGUGAUGAUGUGGUGUUUGGUUAUAUGUGACAUCAGAGGCUUCCUUGUAUGUACAUUGUUAAAGAAUUUAGUGUGUUGUGUGUAUGUGUGUGUGUGUGUGAUUGGAUAUUGGAAGAAGCCCACCAGGCUUCCAUCAUUUUCUUGAUUUCCGCUAUCCGUCGUGGGCAUUUUGGUGAUCCCACAGUAUGCUCGUCUCUACAUAGGAUGCAUUUUGCGUUUUUUUUUUCGAUGCAUUCCUUGAAAUGAUGAACGUCGGUGCAAAUGCUGCCCUUUCCAACCUAUUGAGUACAUGUCCUUGUUUAAUGGUCAAGUUGGAAACAUUGUCGCACUGUUUUAUUCGGAAGUGUCUGGAUCGGUGUCAAUAAUAUACCAAAGCACUUUAAGCCAGAUCCUUCUGCAAGAGUUGCUUGAACUGGAAACUAGAACGUUUGAUUGUUAUGAGCUAGUUUCCAUCUCUUCUGAUAAUUAUGCAGAAAUAGCAGUCAAUGUCAGGUUAGAUUGCUUUCGAUGAUCUCGGUCGGUUUGUCGGCUAUCCACGAAUUUAUUCGUUUAACAAAUUCGGUCCGAUCAACUUGGAAACGUCUUGUGGGAUGCGCAAGACACUGGCUUCUCGUAGUGCGGCCAGAAUUCAAGGUUAAGUACUCUUUUGAAGGGAUUCGAGAAAACUAGUGUAGAGAUCAUCGCCGGUAUCAGAGAUGUGGACAGGUGCCACGUUGGUAAUGCCGCCGAGAACGUCCAGUAUAUUUCACUCCGGGUUUGCUUGCGGGUGCCUCGGGGCCGGAUUUUGAUUUGUUAAUCAUUGUGAUAAUACCAUUAGGAGAGUACUAUAAGACAAAUACAAGCAAUUCCUACACAGAGGUUUAAUUGCUAAUGUCUCAACGACAAUAAUUAAAGACGUGAGAACGCUCUUGAGGAUGCAAGCUUGCAAUCUUCUCCUUCGGAUACCUGACACUACUUUAGAAAGUAAUCCAAUACAACAAUACCUUUAGUGACAAAUUAAAUGUCAGAUCCGUCUUAAACCCUGACAUACGUUGUUCUGAAUUCAAAAACACCCGCCAACUGGUCCCCCCCCCCCAAUAGCAAUCCUAGUGGUCUGAUUCAGUGCGGGUCCUCUCAAUGCUGUCCAUUGAUUGGGUCGCUGAAUUACACAUCGCUUAUUGGUCAAUGCAAUAUUUCCAGCUGUUUGGUUCCUACUAAUCUGUUAACAUUAAUUUCAAAUGCAACGGCGUUAACUUUUCAACCUUGUUCAGGCUGACACAUUAAUAGUAAUGUGCGGUGCACACACAAUAAAUCUAUGAAACAAUAAAAUUUAUAAUAUAAAGUUGAUGCCUAAUGAAUGUCUGACACGUACAGUAAGAAUAUUACAAAGUUCUAGGGCUCCUGUAACACUGCAAGAAUGUAGAUCAGGCCAAAUAUGUCUGGAGAGGCGGACGGUUGAGUUACUAAGAGUUGAACAGAUCAACUGCUGACACAUGGAACUAAUCCUGUGAUAAUUUAUUGUGUGCAUGGAAAUGUAAUAUUUUAAAGCAGGAUUAAGUAUUAUGUUUGAGGGAAUGAACAACAUUAUUUAUAUCCUGAAAAUACAAAUAGGAAAUAACAACAAGUAAUAACUCAUGCACUUCACAAAAUUUACAUAACAUUAACAGCAGCCUCUUCCUUUUUGACAAUGUUCAAUGUAGGAGUUUCUCAAACACGAAAUGUUUUGACUCGGUUGGUACAAGUAUUACCAGACACUAUGGCGAGUGCUGACGUAUGAGGAGAUACCAGCGAGGUACUUCUGUGAGCUCCCAGCGACUGCUACUCCGAGAGGUAUGAUGGAGAGUAGGAGAAGCCUAGCGAGAUAUGUGCGAUAAUGACGGCAUAAGACACAGUAAACGUGAGGUCGUGGCAUUAGUGUGGGUCUUACAACAAGGCCUUUGGCUCAUCAUUUUUCCCCAAUACUGGCUGCAUAAUUCAGCCAAACUUAGCCCAGAUAUGCCGUAGACAAUAUUCAAAAUGUUGAUAAUAAAAAUGGACCGUCUUCAGCCUUGAACCGAAUCAUGUCAAUAAAGUUUGUAAAGUCA